ACCUAUUGAAACCCAACAUCAAAGCAAACCAAAAACAACAACUCAAAAACGAUGUCGUUGGUAACUGAAGAAAUCAAGUCGAAAUCAGAGGUAUUCCAUGGCGACCAAAUCUGUCAACAAAAAUCCAAAGAGCUUCUCAAAGAAAUCGCUCUCCCCAACGGUCUAUUACCACUGAAAGACAUCACUGAAGUUGGUUACAACAGAGAAACAGGUUUUGUUUGGCUGAAACAGAAGAAAAGCACAACACACAAGUUUGAAAAGAUUGGGAAAGUUACAUCUUAUGCUACUGAAGUUACUGCUCAUGUUGAAAAAGGUAAGAUUAAGAAACUGAGUGGUGUGAAAACCAAAGAGCUUUUCAUUUGGAUUUCACUUAGUGAUAUUUAUGUUGAUGAUCCACCAACUGGGAAAAUCACUUUUCAAACUCCUGCUGGACUUUCUAGAACCUUCCCAGUUUCUGCUUUUGAAGUUGAAGAGAAAGUAAGUGGUGUUAAAGAGGUUUAGUUUUAGAUCUCUCUAUUGAUGCAUGUGAUGUGUUGCUGUUGAAAUUUCAAAGCUUGCUUAUUAGUGCUAUUAAAUGGUGUAUUAAACAUCAUCUAUUGUUAAUUUCCAGUUGAAAUUAAAAUGAAAUUAAUUCUAAGUUAUGUUA
Molecule: messenger RNA, 646 nt
Organism: Vicia villosa (hairy vetch)
Lineage: Eukaryota; Viridiplantae; Streptophyta; Magnoliopsida; Fabales; Fabaceae
Exons: 1
Coding region: 52-501 (149 amino acids)
Source: RefSeq, a predicted model, not a curated record